This is a messenger RNA of Felis catus (domestic cat), 1802 nucleotides long. RefSeq names its product transcription factor Dp-2 (gene TFDP2). Gene Ontology annotation, biological process: regulation of transcription by RNA polymerase II; regulation of cell cycle. Lineage: Eukaryota; Metazoa; Chordata; Mammalia; Carnivora; Felidae. The coding region runs from base 442 to 1785 and encodes 447 amino acids. Gene Ontology annotation, cellular component: transcription regulator complex; nucleus. The transcript is spliced from 13 exons. Gene Ontology annotation, molecular function: RNA polymerase II transcription regulatory region sequence-specific DNA binding; DNA-binding transcription factor activity, RNA polymerase II-specific. The record is from RefSeq and is a predicted model, not a curated record.
GCGCGGGGGAAGCGGGGCAGUGGCAGGGUUGGGUGAGGGCGGACGAAGCAGCCUGUGAUCUAGGCUGCAGCAACCACUGCUGCUCGGCACGCGGCCGCGCUCUGACCCUUCCUUUUUGGGCAGGCUCGCAGGCGCAAGCACGGUCGGCGUCCCACGGCCUCGAACUCCAGGGCCUCCCCUGGGCAGGCCGCGGAUCGCCCACCCCUGCCCCGAGUGUGUAUCCGCCGGGACCCAGACGCCGCCUAACGCGGGCGGCACAGGAGCGGCGGCGCCGAAGCCGCGCCCCAGGCUCGGAAGAACAACCCUGAGAGGCCGCCUCGUCCUCUGCAGCCGAGCGGCGGAUGUUCUUUUAAGGAGUUAUUGAAGACGAAGUUUUUUUGUUUUUGUUUUUUGUUUGUUUUUUAAUGGCUUUACAGAAUUUUAAAUCGAAUACAGUUUGACAUGACGGCAAAAAAUGUUGGUUUGCCUUCCACAAAUGCAGAACUAAGAGGAUUUAUAGAUCAGAAUCUCAGUCCAACAAAAGGUAACAUUUCAUUUGUUGCGUUUCCAGUUUCCAGCACCAACUCACCAACAAAGAUUUUACCAAAAACCUUAGGACCAAUAAAUGUGAAUGUUGGACCCCAAAUGAUUAUAAGCACACCACAGAGACUAACCAGUUCAGGAAGUGUUCUGAUUGGGAGUCCAUAUACCCCUGCACCAGCAAUGGUUACUCAGACACACAUAGCAGAAGCUACUGGCUGGGUCCCAGGUGAUAGAAAACGAGCUAGAGAAUUUAUAGAUUCUGAUUUUUCAGAAAGUAAACGAAGCAAAAAAGGAGAUAAAAAUGGAAAAGGCUUGAGACAUUUUUCCAUGAAAGUGUGUGAGAAAGUUCAGCGGAAAGGUACAACAUCAUAUAAUGAAGUGGCUGAUGAGCUGGUAUCAGAGUUCACCAAUUCAAAUAACCAUUUGGCAGCUGAUUCGCAGGCCUAUGACCAGAAGAAUAUUAGGAGAAGAGUUUAUGAUGCUUUAAAUGUGCUAAUGGCAAUGAACAUAAUUUCAAAGGAAAAAAAAGAAAUCAAGUGGAUUGGCCUGCCUACCAAUUCUGCUCAGGAAUGUCAAAAUCUUGAGAUCGAGAAGCAGAGGCGGAUAGAACGGAUAAAGCAGAAGCGGGCCCAGCUGCAAGAACUUCUCCUGCAGCAAAUCGCUUUCAAAAACCUCGUUCAGAGAAAUCGGCAAAAUGAACAGCAGAACCAGGGCCCUCCAGCUCUGAACUCCACCAUUCAGCUGCCAUUUAUAAUCAUCAAUACAAGCAGGAAAACAGUCAUAGAUUGCAGCAUCUCCAGUGACAAGUUUGAAUAUCUUUUUAAUUUUGACAACACCUUUGAGAUCCAUGAUGACAUAGAAGUACUGAAGCGGAUGGGAAUGUCCUUUGGCCUGGAGUCAGGCAAAUGCUCUCUAGAGGAUCUGAAACUUGCUAAAUCACUGGUGCCAAAGGCGUUAGAAGGUUAUAUCACAGAUAUCUCCACAGGACCUUCUUGGUUAAAUCAGGGACUACUUUUGAACUCUACCCAAUCAGUUUCAAAUUUAGACCUGACCACUGGUGCCACCUUGUCCCAAUCAAGCGUAAACCAAGGGUUGUGCUUGGAUGCUGAAGUGGCCUUAGCAACCGGGCAGUUCCUUGCCCCAAACAGUCACCAGUCCAGCAGUGCGGCCUCUCACUGCUCUGAGUCCCGAGGCGAGACCCCCUGUUCCUUCAACGACGAAGACGAGGAAGAUGACGAGGAGGAUUCCUCCUCCCCAGAAUAAAGCCAGGAGAAAACCCA